UCUGAUUUGGUCAACCAGUAUGUAAAUGCCUUUCGUCAGGCAGGGGGAUAAGUGAAGAAGUUGAUUAGAGCUCUAGCCAGGAGCAGUUGUUGUGGAUUUAGUUGGUUAAGCCCCCUUCCCCAGUAGACCACAAUACAGCUAUGCAUUCCAGUCCAGUCAUUCUGAUUCACUGGACACCUGUGCAGCACCAUAGCAGGGCUGUUUCCCCGCUGUAUUAACUCUACAAGCAUGCUGGAAAUGAAUUUAAAAGGCCUCCGAAAUGAAAUACUAAUGGAAUGUAAAGCUAAUCUAAAUAUGCUAAUCCCCAAACACUUCAUAAACAUAGACAGCAACAGCCCGCCACCCACUCUCUGUAGUCGCUGGCUGUGGAAUGCUUUAGCCACAGGGGGUCCAGCAGUAAUGACAGGCUUGUGGUGGAUUAAUGUGGAGUUAUUUAUUUCCGAUUGAGCGAGUCCCCCCUCCCACUCAUACCGCAUGCUACCCCCUCCUCCUCCUUUUUUUUUUUUUUUUGCAGGCCCCGGUCUCCAUGACUCCUAGAGAUACCCCGAACGAGCAGUCGUAGACAUUCAUUUAAUACAGUCCGUCUUGCUAACAUGCCCAGUCUACCGCCGACAGGCCUCACACUGCAUUCUGGGAUAUCUUCAGCCCUUUACCUGCUCUUAGCUAAUUACUUUUUAGCUGUGCACUCGCACAAUAAUUGGUCUUGUGCUGCUGCCUCUCCUCCCUCCGCUGCGCCAAGUGCUAGUUUGAGCACUUUUCCCCCCCUUCUCUGUGUCGUCCUUAUUCCCCUGUUUUUUAUCGUCCUCCAAAAGCCAUCCAAUUAAUAUGCUAAUGAGCUGAUAAAUAUUUAUAGGGGUUUAAAUUAUGCAGAAAGCUUUCAGAGCCCGGUGUGAAAUGCGUCGCUCGCAGGACUUCAAAGCCUUGCAUUGCUAACGAGGCAGGGGCAGAUUUGCAUACGGCUUUAAUCAGCUGAAUACUGAUUAUGCUUCAUUAUAGAGUUUGGAGGGAGGGUAGCAGAGUUGGAGGAGGCCGCCAGCUGCACUUGUCGUUUGUUUCGUUCCAGCAAGAGAGGGAGAGGUUGAACUUUUUCAGAAGUACAGACAAUCUUGGCACACGAGAGGGAGAGAGAGAGAGGGAAGGAGAGGGAUAGAAAGGGAGAGUGAGUUCAAAGUAGGCACUGUAAAAGAGAGAGGGGCAGAGCUAUAAGAAAAUAAAAGAGUACAGAGAGAGAGAGGGAAGGAGAGCUGUUUGCCUAAACCCUGUUGGCUUUCCCAGUGUGCGUAUCCCAGUGUUGUUCAGUGAACCGUGCUGUGGACAGUGCCACUGUGUCUGUGUGUAGCCCUGGUUGUAUUGAACUCCGCUUGCUGCUGACCAGUGGAGAGUGAAGAGAGGGAGGAGUGGGAGGAGGAACAGAGUACCGGUCACCCUGUCGGUGGGCUUGCCCGGCAGAGGCGAUUUUCCACGAUAGGUUCUGCAACCAUGCUGGAAAACACAGGUGGAGCGAGAGCGGAUGCUAAAGUGAAUAAUCAGUCAGAAACUACUAAAUGUGCAAUGGAGAGUGGUGACGCGAACACCGGAAUCACAACCAAUGGCUUGGACUUUCAGAGGCAGACGGUGCCAACCACAAGUGCAAUCACGAAUGCACAUGCACAAGCCCUCCUCCAACAGUCUAAGUCGGAAGACUCGAGUGCUCUCCCGACCUCCGUCCAGCAGAGCGUAUUGCCUCAAACCCAGCUAAUGUUGGCCGGGGGACAGAUUGCAGGACUGACCCUGACCCCGGCACAUCAGCAGCUGUUACUCCAGCAGGCCCAGGCUCAGCUCCUGGCUGCAGCCGUGCAGCAUUCAGCCAGCCAGCAGAACAGCACCACUGGGGCCAGCAUCUCGGCCUCCGCAGCCACACCCAUUACCCAGCUGCCCCUGUCACAGCCCAUCCAGAUCGCCUCUCAGCUACAGCAGCAGUGUCUGCCUCAGUUUGUUCUGGUGCAGCCUGGCAACCCGAUUGCCACACCACUGUCGCCCGGUCAGUUCAUCAUCUCGCAGACACCGCAGGCCCAACAGAGCAUGUUGCAAGCCCAGAAUCUUCUAACUCAACUACCUCAAAGCCAAGCUAACCUCCUGCCGACUCAACCAAGCAUCACCCUUGCAACUCAGCCUGCAACUCCAACCCGCACAACAGCAGCCACACCUAUUCAGUCCCUGCCCCACAGUCAGACCCCACCUAAACGGUUGGAUACCCCCACUUUGGAGGAGCCUAGUGAUCUUGAGGAACUGGAACAGUUUGCCAAGACCUUCAAACAGAGGCGUAUCAAACUGGGCUUUACACAGGGGGAUGUUGGCCUGGCCAUGGGGAAGCUGUAUGGAAAUGACUUCAGCCAAACGACCAUCUCUCGCUUUGAGGCCUUGAACCUGAGCUUUAAGAACAUGUGCAAGCUGAAGCCAUUGUUAGAGAAGUGGCUCAAUGAUGCAGUUUGUGCAGAGAACCUGACAUCUGACCAGGCCCUAUCCAGCCCCAGUGCCCUGGGCUCCCCGGGCACGGGCAUGGAGAUGCUCAACCGCAGACGGAAGAAGAGGACCAGUAUUGAGACCAACAUCCGAGUGGCCUUAGAAAAGAGCUUUUUGGAGCAGAACCAAAAACCUACCUCUGAAGAGAUCACCAUGAUCGCUGACCAGCUCAACAUGGAGAAGGAGGUGAUUCGGGUCUGGUUCUGCAAUCGCCGGCAGAAAGAGAAGAGGAUUAACCCUCCUAGCAGUGGCAGCAGUGGAGGAGGCAACACCCCCAUCAAAACCAUUUUUACCCCAAGUAGCCCGUUGGUGGCCAGCACAGCAAGCCUUGUGAGCAGUCCAACUAUAAACACACCCACCACUCUGACUGUAAAUACGGUGAUGCCUCUCACCAGCACCAGUUUGGCUUUCACAGGUUCGACGGUUGGAGCCACAAAUACAGCAUCUGUCAUCUCCACUGCACCUAUGGUUACUACGGUAACCAGCUCCCCAUCUUUAAGCCCAUCGCCGACGACUAUUCAGUCCUCAACCACUGAGAGCAAGAUUGGCACUCAUGCGCAAACCAUCUUCACCCAGGCCCCGACGUCCAUAGCCACCACUUUAGGUGGUCAGGUGAUGGUGGCAGCUCCAGGGUUUUCUACUGGCCAGUUACCCACCAGCAUCGCUGCUAUGGCUGCUGCGGCAGGGCUCAGCCCAGGACUGAUAGCCUCCUCUCAGUUCGCUUCAGGGGGGGCCUUGCUCAGUCUAACUCCUGGUGGCCUUGGCAAUGCGCUGAGUCCUGCCCUGAUGAGCAACAGCACCCUCAUACAAGCUCUGGCAUCGAGCGGCACAAUCCCCAUCACUUCUCUGGAUGGCAGUAACCUGCUGUUCGCCAACACCUCUGCUGGUAACACGCCCAGCCUGGUCACCACGCCGCUCUUCCUGAGCCCCCAGAACCUGGGGCUGCUCGCCAGCAACCCCGUCAGCCUGGUGUCGGCGGGGGCGGGGCUGCAGGUCACUGCCGAUCAUCAAGCCACCACGGCUGCUGUGCCUGUGCAAGCCUCGACCAUUACCACUGCCUCCAAGGCUCAGUGAAGCCAGUCGGGCUGCAACCUGAAUUAAUGGACCUAUUUCUUAUGUCGUGCACUACUCCUAUCACACCACGUAGGGAAUAGGGAGGUUGUUUGAUAUAGGCUCUGCGCUUCACUAACCACCCCACAUUCUUUCCAUUGUAUCUAUCAUUAUUUAAUCCUUUUGCUGCCACCAAAAAGAAAACAGCCUCGAAUGAGGUUGGGGUUGACUUUUUUUUUUUUUUUUUUUUUUUAAAGUUUGUUUCCUGUCUUUAUGAUUCUUGGAUGGGUUUUUUUCCACAAACAGUUGCCAGAUGGACACUGUUGUUGGCCUGCCGCUCCUCAUGAACCUUGACAAGUGUCCAGGAAGAAAAAUAUCCUUGGCACCAUCAAGCUGUUCAUAUUUUGUACAUAUAUAUAUAAAUAUAUAUAUAUAUCCUCCUAUUUCCAGGUCAGAAUUUUGUCUGAAAUACUUCUAACCAAAAACUUUAGGAUUUUUCUCUUUUAACAUUCAAACUAAACUGAUUUACUACUAAUUUCACAAUACUCAUCAUCACUAAUGGGGUUUUGUGUGUCACCCCAUCUUUAAUUAUCUCUUCCUUUUUUUUUGACAGGCCUUGACGUAAAAUCAUAUCAAAGUUAUAUUGUAGAGACUUUUUUUUUCUUUUAUCUUUGCUGUCUAUAUUUUUUGACAUUUUCAGAACUUUGUAAGUCUAAUAUAAGUUAAGAUUUAACUAUCAAUUUUUAAUCGUGGUUAUAAGGCUUUAAAAACAAGUAAUAAGUGGCCGAUAUAAAGGUUAUCAUUGCUUUAAGGGUCAGAGGGACCAGGUGUGUCCCUCUGAGUCUCUCUUUCUGGAAACACUGACUUUUACAUUUCGCUGUGGUGGUGAUGUAGCUGCCGAGCACUUGUAAAAUGACGUUCUGGGUGCGGAUUCUAGACACUGAUAGAAAACAUUACAUUGAGAGCUUUAAAAAGAGCUGCAGACAUGCAGUCCCGUGUCCGAUUUAAGGGUGAUUUCUUUUGGAUGGAGCUCCAUUGGAACUGUAUAUUAUGUUUGGAGGUAGGAAUUAGAAGUCUGCAUGUGUUGUCUACAGCUCAGGCAGAUGCUGAGAGUUCAGUAACUGCAUGAUCCACGAAGCUCUGCGGCUGACUGGUCUGUCUUUGGGGGAGGACUGGUCAGGAGGCGUGGCCAUCGUACCAAAUGUAUGGUGUCAUUGGCUAGAUUGGGUUAUUGUAUUGUGUUUUCUGUUUUCUUUUUUAAUGGUAGUACCGUCAUAUCUACUUGUGCACAGUAUCUGUACCAAAAAACUGGAUUGAUGAGCUGCAGUCUGCCUGUUUUGGGAGGAAUGAAAUUCUGUCUUUCUUUUUUUUUUGUCUGCAGUCAUGGGACUGGCAUACGUACUUUAAGAUAUACCAAAAAUAUUUGUUAAAAUAAUUGCUGUUUGUAGUCGGUGUAGCUUAGUUGAGUCAAUAUAUUUAUGAGUACAGAAUCUCUCUUAAUUGUCAACGGAAUAUAGAAAUGCAAUAUUUUGAUGAUCAUUUUCCAAAGAUGACCUUUGUUUUUAAUUUGACCAAGUGUCUCAUAGCUCAACGUUUUGAUUGGCAGCACAACUAACCAAAAAUGGAGGGAUUGGCAGGUUGAGGCAUGAGAGAGUAGUUUCCUUUUACUCUUUAUGAAUUAUUUUCUUGAAUCACCGGGGCCCUCGCCCCAGCGCUUGAUCCUGGUUUUCUUUUAGGCAUUUGAUGGCUUGUUUUCAUCUGUUGUGGCCGUUUUGGUAGCAGUUUUGGACUUUUCUGACCCAUAGAGGAAAGGUUCUGUUUUUUGGUUUUGUACUAAUAUUCAGCCAUAAAACAACAGCUUGAACCAAAGUGGUUUUCCUCAGUAGUUGCUGUGCCUGUCCGAGCACAAGUUGCCGUUCACACGAUCUCUCUUCUCCACACUGCUGACAAAUUAUUUUCCUCCUCUUCUUCUUCUGACACCUUGGUCAGUACCCAAUAAUUUUCCCGAUUCGGUGCUGCUGGAUAAAGGAUCACAGAAACUUAGCUUUAAGAACCUGCUGCUGAAUCUCCUGCUGGAGUUGAGCUGUUAAGAGGCCUGCAUGCUUUGCUAUAGCUUUAUGACUACAUCCUGUGGAAAAUCAGGUUUUGUAGUUUCGACCCUCUCGCCUGGAGGGCUCACCUAUGUAAAUGCAUAGUUGUGAUCAUCAGAUAACAUUCUACACCUCCUCUCAGCGCCGCCAUUUUGAACCAGCAUGUUAGGAAACAAUGUGCUGCUCCCUAAAUCAUUAUGUGGACUAUUGUUCAAACCUGCCCAAUUAUCUAAGUACUGUUAUGUGCUACACAUUCAGCUAAACCCCACAUAAGAGUAGCAUUGUUCUGCUACUUCCAAAUAACAAAACGAGUGGACUCACUGAGACUAUGAGCGGUGAGAUUUGUCCACGUUCUCCUGUAGUGUACUUUUUUUCUGUUGUUAAUUAUUUUGACUGAAUAUACCUCAGCAGCACUUAAACACAAAGUUCACCUUUAGACAUUUCAGUGUAUAGAACGGUGUAGAAUGUACAAGUACUGUCUGGCUCGCCAUUCAAAGUUUAUACUGAUGAACCAUACGUAGAAACCAUACAUUAAAGGACAACCUACUACUGCUAUUUUCUAGUACUACUAUUUAUGGGGUAUUUCCAGGUUUAAAUGUUAUUUUGAGAUCCUUCUUGCCAAAGUAAAAGCCUUUCUCUUGCAGCUAGGCGGGUGUCUGGCUACUCAUGUUGCUGGUUUCCCUUGUCUUCAAGGCCACAGCGGGCCGACAGGGCUCAGUCCUAUUCCAGUGCUGUAUGUAGUUACUAAAGAGUCGAACAUGUGCUAGCAAGAGGAACCAGUUGCCAUCGGCACCAUAGGAUGUUACUGAAAUAUUUAUCUGAGGAAAGACUUAAGAAUUAGAGAAACAAUCUUUUCUUAAUUCUAUACAUAUAAAUAUAUAUAUAAACACUUGUAAGAUAUUCAUAUUUUAUAUUUGAACCAGUAUGUUAUCAAGACUGAAUGUAGUGUUUAUCAUGCUUACUCAAAAGAAAAGAAAUCUCCCCUAAAUCUUCCUUUUUAUUAUUGCAAACUAGCAAUUUUUUUUUUUUUUAAACUGUCAUGACCAAAAAAUGAGAGAUGAAACCUGAGAUCACGCCUCGGUGCAGCGUGAGCCGCUGACACGUGUGUGUGUGUGUGUGUGUGUGUGUGUGUGUGUGUGUGUGUGUGUGUGUGUGUGUGUGUGUGUGUGUGUGUGUGUGUGUGUGUGUGUGUGUGUGUGUGUGUGUGUGUGUGUCUGUCGUAUAUCUGCGAGGUCUCCUCAACAGGAGGGGCUCAUUCAGGCGCUCCUCACUCUGAAGCAUCUGAUCUUAAUCUUUUAAUAGUUUUGUUUUAAUGUUCUGUGUUGUUGGAGUCGUUGUGGACUUGAUUUGUUGUGCUGUCUUUAACAAUCAUUUGAUUAUUUUUUUUAAAUAUUACUUUAUGCCUUUAAUUGUUUUGUAUAGUGUGAGAGGGCACGAUCACUGGCUUUCUUAGUUUGACAAAGAAAAUUAACAUUAUCAUUUAUGCCUUAUUGUUAUGUAGAAGACAUGAGCAUUGUAGCAUUGUUGUGUGUGUGUGUGUGUGUGUGUGUGUGUGUGUGUGAGAGAGAGAAAAGAACGAGAGCUUGAGCUCACCUGGUGCAUUGUUUUCACUGAAACAAUACAGUGUGCUUUGGGCAUUUUUGAGCAUGGUUCAGUUGCUACCUAUGUCUGUUAGGUGUGACUCAGACAGGUUGAGGAUACCUGUGAGAAAAGCUUUACUAAUAAUUCCAGCAGGUGGGUGUGUGUGUGUGUGUGUGUGUGUGUGUGUGAGAGAGAGAGAGAGAGAGAGAGACAGUGUGGGUUUAAAAGGAGAUAAUAGGGAGGGCAGUCUGCAUACUAUUGUGGUGCAUUUUUUUUCCCCAUCUUCCAGCGGAUGUUUGAGAGUGAUUUUUGAAAAAAUGGUGAGAUGUGAGCGUACUUAUUUUUGUCUUAGUCCAGCAGGGGGGUCUCUACUGAUUAAUUGAAGCUUUUAAGCAAGCCAGUUUGUGAAUCAUAAAGGUAAAACUACAGUUUGUGGUCAUUGUUGGGACUGUUUCAUUUCUACGAAUGAACUUCUAAACUGUCAGAUGACGAUCUUUAUGGCUACUGACUCGGCUUUAAUGGUUUAUUUUCACGAAGGAUCGUGAGAUUUUGAGAUGCAGAGCAGCCAUGCAUCAAGUUGUAGUAUGUCGGCCCACCACACUGGUUCGCUGGUUUUUAACGUUGACAAAGAAAGUGCGGCACACCAGUAAGGCAAAAGGAGCUAUUGUAUACCUCAUUUCUAACUCAAGACUGAGUGAAACCUGCUUUAAUCUACUUAAGAAAUAAAAAUAUUUAAAAAAGAAAAAAAAAACCACAAAAAAUUGGUGAAAAUACUCAAACUUGUGUCAGUGGAGAAGCCCGUUCAUACCUGCGCUUCGUGAAGGGGUUGUGUAAGAUGCCACCACAAGGGGGAGACAGAAUACAUACCAGUACCCAUGAAUGUCUGCUGCGUUUUUUUCACAAUUCGGUGUUUAUUAUGCUGCACACUGAUGUAUUUCAGCAUUGGAUGGAAAUUGUUUUUGUUCAAGUUUAUUUUAAUAUAUUCCUCAAACUUUUUGAGCAUCCCUUCUUUAAGUUUUGACAAUCCUGUUUUUGUAUUAUUUUGUUUGUUUUUCACCCUGACCAGGGGCAGGUAUGUGCAAGUCUUCCCAUGUAACGGUGUGCUGUCGCAGCCCGCUCUCGCUCUCUUGUGGUACCAACAUUAACCAAAGACUUUAAACUUGAUUGUAUGUGAACAACACCGCCUCUCGCCCGUCCCCGCCUCACUGCUCAGCAUCAAAUCCCGGCUGCACGCUCUCACCAGAGCCCCUCCAUUCACCUUGUAGACAGUUUGCUGUUUUAUUGCAUGCGAAUGUGUAUCCGCCCGGGAAAAAAUAACACUCCGGCGUCGCGUUGGUGCUGCGGUUUCAGUGCCUGUGGGUGGGGAUCCGAGGGGAGGGGUCGAACCAGGGGCUGAGCGGGCUUCUCUCCGGCAGACACACAUGAACCAAUCUGGUGGUAGCUGGGUGAUGUUUGUUAAUACACACUGAGGGUUAAUCCUGUGCACACUGUAAAUGCUCAGGACUCUGUAUGUUUGUAUGUCUUGAGCUGUUGCUAGGAUGCCCCCCUCUUCCCUCUCCUCCUCCUCCUCCUCCACUCUUUCUCUCUCAAGGACUGUGGUGAAAAUGCUGUUCCUGCCUCUCACAGUAUGUCCGUCUCUUCCUCAUCUCUACACUGUAUAGUCCCAGGACAUUAACCCUGUUGUCUCCAGGAAUACACAUCCUGCGGUUGCUAAAACUCACUGCUGUGUCCCCUCCUCCACCACCUUCUUCCUCCUCCUCUGCUCUGCCCUUUGACAUCGUCUCUUCACUACAGACUCUGAUCAGCUGUGACACUAUGCAUCAUGGUCCGUCACUCUGCAUGGACUGUGUCCCUUCCGGCUCAGACCUCCUGGCCGACGGGCUUCAGUGACACUUUGUUUAAUGCUUUACUCCGAGUGAGGUUUUAAGGACCUCGCAAGCGCUAUCCCAAAGCAAAAAUCCAAAUAUUUAACUUUUGACAAAUGCAGAUACCAAAGAUAUCUCUCUGUCCUGUGUCUUUUUUCUCUCCCUUCCACCCUGCAGCAUGUGUAUUAAGAGACAAACCCAGCACUGGCUUUAGUCCUAGCCUCAGUAAUUCCAAAGCUUAGAUGUAUAUUUUGGUAUAUUUCUGAGAAAAAAAACUUGCGUGAAAAGCGUCUGUUUCUCGUUUGUUUGUCGUAAUCUCUUUUUUCUGUCACAGCAUGGAACUAAUUGCAGAACUGUCUUACUCUUGGUAGGUUAAAGAUAUAGUAUUUUUGUAUGUUUUUUGGGUGUGUUAUGUGUGUGAUUAUCAGUUCACAGCCCAAGUGACCAUGGCUUUCAACAAGCAAGAAAAAUGAGAGGAAAAAAAAAAAUGAGGAAACGCCAACCAUGUACAUAUAAUGUCUGUGUAACUAAAGAAAUGCAUUCUGUAAAACAUUUACUACUACUCACGUUGGAAGCUUGGGCUCAUCUAAAGGAAUGUGUCCUAGAUUUUAUUUACCCUUUUUCUUAUACUGCAGUCUGAUAUUGAAUUGUCUUCCCAGGACUCUUACUGUAAAGAGUCCUGGUUUCCAUCAUGGACAACAACACUGAGGGGACACUGCUCCGAUCUGACUACAAGGAAAAAAAAAACAAAAAACAAAAAAAACAACAAAACAAAAAAAAAAAAAACAGAAAAAAAAACAACAAACAAACUGCCUCCAGUCACGGUGGCAUAGAACUGAAAGAUUGUGUAGGAGUUUUAAGUAUGUGAAUCAGGAUACAUAGUAGAUUUUGAUGCAUUUGUCUGCUGUAUUUUUGUUUGUUUUGUUUUUAUACACAUAUAAAGAUAAUCUUUUACUGUUAAUGUACAGUUCUCUUUUGUUGUAAACAUCAUUAAACCAUUUUCCAAGUGU
Molecule: messenger RNA, 10098 nt
Organism: Acanthopagrus latus (yellowfin seabream)
Lineage: Eukaryota; Metazoa; Chordata; Actinopteri; Spariformes; Sparidae
Gene: pou2f1b
Product: POU class 2 homeobox 1b
Exons: 15
Coding region: 1480-3576 (698 amino acids)
Biological process (GO): regulation of transcription by RNA polymerase II
Cellular component (GO): nucleus
Molecular function (GO): DNA-binding transcription factor activity, RNA polymerase II-specific; RNA polymerase II cis-regulatory region sequence-specific DNA binding
Source: RefSeq, a predicted model, not a curated record